Molecule: messenger RNA, 2482 nt
Organism: Patiria miniata (bat star)
Lineage: Eukaryota; Metazoa; Echinodermata; Asteroidea; Valvatida; Asterinidae
Product: monocarboxylate transporter 13-like
Exons: 4
Coding region: 197-1522 (441 amino acids)
Biological process (GO): transmembrane transport; monocarboxylic acid transport
Molecular function (GO): monocarboxylic acid transmembrane transporter activity
Source: RefSeq, a predicted model, not a curated record
UUAAAAUCUUGCAUUGGUCAACGAGUCACGACUUUUGUCCUUGGUGGAAAGAGUGCACAUUGCAGGUCAGUUUGCGUAAAGGAUAUAUCGUGCCUGUGACAUGUAGUUAUGUCACGAUGGUCGUGCAUUGAACUGAAGUGGAUGCCAAACGCAAGACAUGGUAGUGCACUGGUGAAUCCUUCUGUCGUAUUUUGACAUGGGGAGAUCGCAGGAUGGCGGCUGGGCUUGGGUCGUGCUGCUCGGUGCACAUGUCGGUACCAUGCUGAGCAAUGGCUAUCUGCUAACACUCGGAGUAUUCUACACAGAAUGGAAGGAAGUGUUCGAGUUGUCUGCUACGAAUGCAAGUUGGCUUGUCAGCAUGCCCAUGCUGGUGGCAAGCCCUUUGUGCUUUUUUGUCGGCGUUCUGGCGUCUCGGGUCGGCAUACGCCGUGUGUCCAUGCUCGGAGCAGCAGUCACUGGACUUGCAACGAUACUGGGAUCAAAAACCUCCCACAUUGGCCAGCUCUACGUCUGCAAUGGGUUGCUCGGUGUUGGAGCUGUAAUGACCGUAUCGCCAAGCAUGAUCAUGAUCUCACACUACUUCAAGAGACGCUACGUAUUGGCCAAUGGGCUAGCUGUGCUUGGACUGAACGUUGGUCAGAUGGUCUUCCCGCCCUUAAUCCGUCUCCUGGUCGUCAGCUACGGGUGGAGGGGCGCCAUGUUUAUCAUUGGAGCGUUGCAGUUGCACGGGGUUGCCGCUUGCGCCCUCUUCCGGCCGCUCAAGGCCAGCCUCAGUAAAACCCCUCAGCACGAAGACAUUGGAACUAGUAAUAAAGAAAGAACCAAUUCAGCCAACGCUUUUCUAGAGUAUCUUAGAUGCUUCCAGAUCUUCGCGAACGUCAAAGCGAUGUUAGUUCUGAUCUCCAACAGUUUGCACUCAAUGGCGAUAAUGGUAAACCUUAUUCAUCUACCGGAGCGGUCGAGGGAAGCUGGCUGGUCGCGUGACCAGAGCGCCAUGUUGGUUUUCGUCUACGGUCUGGUAUCCGUAGUCACGCGCUCCACCCACGGUUGGUUCGUGGACAGGAACCACAUUGGCUCCUUCAAGCUCCAGUUGCUGGUGAUUCUCGGGGCGACUGUCACUUCUUCCUUGAACCCCGUGUCGGACAGCUACGUUUUCUUGGUCGGCUACACUGUCGUUUUGGGAGCUUUCCUCGGUGCAUCCACUCCUCUGUUGAUCGUGAACAUGAAGAAUGUUGCCAGUGCGUCGCAGGUGCCGGCUGCUCUGAGUUUGGUAUGGGCUUCCAUAUACCUCUUCAAUGGCAUUGGAUCGGUUGUUGCUGGUAAGAUCUACGACGCCACUGGGAAUUACGUAGCGCCUUUCCUGACGAGUGGUGCGAUGUUUCUGUCCGCGUUUCUCGUUUUUGCUAUAGUGACAUUCAUGAAGCGGAGAGAAGACAGGACGCAAGACAAAAACAAGAUGAACACCUCGGGCGCUUUACGGUACCAUACUGCGGCCGACGGCUUGGAGGAAAAUAGUCUCUGAUUACUUUGAUGAAGAAUAUGUGGUGUAACUAUUUAAGUGCAUUUGUCUUCAAGCAAAAUUGAAACCUGGAUCCUGAUUGGUCGAUCUAUGCAUGGCAACGGCAGUGUGAUAUCCCAUCUUGCGUGGUCCAUAGUGCACUUCGCGAGUCGCCUUGUGGCACAUGGGACACAAGUUCACACAACGGACUAUUGUUCCCGGUUCCCGUCGCGCUCGUGGGACAACCACUAGGGCCAACCCUUCACAAAGCAAAUUUGAAUCCUCAAUCAAGAUACUGCAACAGAAUGCAAGUCCCGCUUGAUAGGUAUGAGGUUUUACCUCUCACGUACAUGUAGGCCAGUGCCUGUGUGCUCAUAAGGAGAACCAUCAAUCUAACUAUAAAUCACAACGCACUCUGAUCGCCUAAAUCCACACACUAACUCACAGAUAUCCAAGACAAUACAAUAAAAUACUAAUGUACCACGUGUUUCUAAAAAGAAAAAUCCACGUUACACAGUAUAUGUAAAUUCCCAAUAAAAACUACUGUAUCGCGUUGCGUUUGUAUUAGUCUCUUAAUACACUAACAUCCGUCUUGUAACAAAUCCAUCGCGAGACUGGCAAUCGGGCGGCCAUUGGAGCAAAGACUAUUUGCACCGAGCGAUUACGGUCACUGUCUACUGGUAGUCUCUGCUCAAUUCGCCUCGUGGCUCCGCUUUGCCGUGUGGCUCCACUUCGCCGGGACAUAGUCUACUAUACUACUUGUUCCAUUAGGAAACAGUUUACAAAAUUUGUUUAUUAAUGCAGUGUCUUAUUGUUUGCAUUAUUAUGUUACUGAGUAAAAUAAAGCAUUCUUUGGAUAACAAGUUUCAAACGGUUUGGUAUUAUAAAGCCUUUGUUUACUUGUUUUAAAUUUUAUUUUUUGGUUACUAAAACAUUCAAGAUUCAGAAUUUAUUGUCAUCUGUAUAAACAUACAUAGAAAUUUA